AUGGAAGGAAUCUUCCGAGGAAAUAAACAGGAACAUCCUCAGCCAAUCCAGGCAACAGUGCACGGCGAGAUUCCAAGCUGGAUGGAGGGGGUUCUUCUUCGCAAUGGUCCGGGCAUGCAUAAAAUAGGAGAAACUGAAUACAAUCAUUGGUUCGACGGCAUGGCUUUGUUGCACAGUUUUACGAUAAAGAAUGGGGAAGUCUUCUAUCGAAGCAAAUACCUCCGCAGCGACACUUAUAACCGCAACGUUGAAGCCAACAGAAUUGUGGUGUCAGAAUUUGGAACGAUGGCUUAUCCAGAUCCAUGCAAAAACAUCUUUGCCAAGGCCUUCUGCUAUCUAUCCCACACAAUACCUGAAUUCACAGACAACUGCUUGAUCAACAUCAUAAGAAAUGGUGAUGAUUACUAUGCCAGCAGUGAAGUCAACUUCAUUAGGAAAAUUGAUCCUCGGACUCUGGAAACACUGGAAAAGGUUGACUACUCCAAGUAUGCAGCCAUCAAUCUGGCAACAGCCCAUCCUCAUUAUGACAGUGCUGGAAAUGUUCUCAACAUGGGCACCUCCAUCGUUAAUAAAGGAAAGACAAAAUACGUUCUUUUUAAGAUCCCCCCUUCAGCACCAGAUUUUGAAAGUGAAACAAAGAAAAAAAAGUCUUUCCUGAAAAACCUUGAAGUGAUGUGUUCCAUCCCCUCCCGCUCUCUACUGCAGCCAAGCUAUUUUCACAGCUUUGGCAUUUCGGAGAAUUAUAUCCUGUUUAUAGAGCAGCCAUUCAAGCUGGAUAUACUCAAGAUGGCAACAGCCUAUAUGAGGGGGGUCAGCUGGGCCUCUUGCCUCGUCUUCCAUAAGGAUGAAAAGACGUGGAUUCACCUUGUCAACAGACGAAGCAGAAAAGAAGUGUCGACCAAGUUUUACACGGAUGCCAUGGUUGUCUUUCACCACGUGAAUGCUUAUGAGGAAGAUGGCCAUGUGAUCUUAGACCUCAUUUCCUACUCAGAUGGUAGUCUGUAUGACAUGUUCUAUUUAAAAAACCUGGAUGGGAGCUUUGAGAGCACUGCCAAAACCACUUCCGUACCAUGCUGCAAGCGAUUUGUGGUUCCUCUGCAGUCUGACAAGGAUGCAGAAGUGGGUUCAAAUUUGGUCCGGCUGCCAUCAACCACUGCAACUGCUGUGAAGGAAAAGGACGGCGGCAUUUACUGUCUGCCUGAAAUACUUUGCGAAGGAAUAGAACUGCCUCGCAUCAACUAUGAUUAUAAUGGCAGAAAGUACAGAUAUAUCUAUGCAGCAGAGGUGAAAUGGAGUCCAGUUCCCACACAGGUAGCUAAAUUUGACGUUCUGACCAAAAGAAAACUUCAUUGGGAAGAAGAACAUUGUUGGCCAGCAGAACCAGUAUUUGUACCGAGUCCUAAUGCCAAAGAAGAAGAUGAUGGUAUUAUCCUGACAACCAUUGUGACGACAGAACCCCAGAAGCCACCUUUCCUGCUCAUACUGGAUGCUAAAACUUUCAAGGAGAUUGCUCGGGCAACGGUGAACGUAGAACUGCACCUGGGCUUACAUGGCAUCUUCAUCCCUGAGGAGGAUUUGAAGGCACAGCAGGAGAUUGGUGGAGAUGGAGGACCUGAAUCCCAGGGUUGUCCAUCUCAUAAAACAAACCACAUCCCUGAAGCCAGCCUAUCGGCUAAAAAACAGAUGGAAGACUUGUAA
Euleptes europaea (tarantolino) is the source of this 1698-nucleotide messenger RNA. RefSeq names its product beta-carotene oxygenase 1 (gene BCO1). Gene Ontology annotation, biological process: carotene catabolic process; retinal metabolic process. The transcript has 11 exons. Lineage: Eukaryota; Metazoa; Chordata; Lepidosauria; Squamata; Sphaerodactylidae. The record is from RefSeq and is a predicted model, not a curated record. Bases 1 to 1698 code for a protein of 565 amino acids. Gene Ontology annotation, molecular function: carotenoid dioxygenase activity; beta-carotene 15,15'-dioxygenase activity.